CGGCGAAGAAGAGCUAACACAUGAAAAACAUGCUGCUUUAUUUCGUCGUGUAAUAUGUACGUCGUUCACGUAAGAAACGUUAUAUUUUAAAAGCAGUUUUCUAGUCUAUUUACUCCCCACAUUCUCAAUUCAGACCUCGGUGCAUCGGAAACAUUGUCAAGAUGCCUGUCCAUUGCAGUAGCUGCGUUGACAAGCGCGCCGUGCUGAAACGUCCAAAGACAGGCCACUCGCUGUGUAAGGAGUGCUUCUUCUGGGCCUUUGAGGAGGAGGUGCAUCAGACGAUUGUAGAAGCAAAGCUGUUCAAACACGGGGAGAUUAUAGGAAUUGCGGCCUCGGGUGGAAAGGACUCCACAGUGCUCGCGCAUGUGAUGAAGCUCUUAAAUGAGCGGUACAACUAUGGCCUUGAACUUAUGCUUCUCUCGGUGGAUGAGGGAAUCACCGGGUACAGAGAUGACUCCUUGGAGACAGUGAAGAGGAAUCAGCAACAGUAUGAGCUGCCACUGAAGAUUGUGUCGUACGAGGAGCUGUAUGGCUGGACUAUGGAUGCUAUAGUGAAGCAGGUGGGACUGAAAAAUAACUGCACCUUCUGCGGGGUGUUCAGGAGGCAGGCGCUGGACAGAGGAGCCAUCAUGCUGAAGGUCGACAAGAUAUGUACAGGUCACAAUGCCGACGACGUGGCGGAGACAGUGUUGAUGAACAUCUUGCGAGGGGACAUAGCUCGUCUGCGCCGCUGCACUGCCAUCUCCACAGCCAGCGAAGGCGAAGGGGUUGUGCCGCGCUGCAAGCCGCUCAAAUAUGCGUAUGAGAAAGAGAUCGUUCUGUAUGCUUACUUUAAAAAGUUGGACUACUUUUCCACUGAAUGUAUCUACUCUCCCAAUGCUUAUCGAGGGUAUGCAAGGACCUUUUUAAAGGACCUGGAGAGUGUGAGGCCUAGCUCCAUAAUUGACGUCAUCCACUCAGGGGAGAACCUGUCUGUGCGGGAAGGGGUGAAGAUGCCUGUGCAGGGAACCUGCAACCGCUGUGGCUACAUCUCCAGCCAGGCUCUGUGCAAGUCAUGCGUGCUGCUGGAGGGGCUGAACCGAGGUCUGCCGAAGCUGGGCAUAGGCAAACACCACCGCCUGCAUGACAAACUCCUCUCCCAGCAGCCCCUUACUGAGAAGGAGGAGAGAAAGCUGAAAUCAGAAGACUUUUGACAAAUAUUUUGCCGUUUUAUUUACCAUAGAACAGAAGACAUGACAUUUUUGAAAUAAACCAUGAUUGUCGUAUUUUUACACAGGAAAUGACUAGUGUAAUGUCAUCAAUUUAAUAUUUAUUGAAAGUUUGUAUGGAAUAUUUUAAUUUGGUUAAACUGAGAAACAUUUCAGCCCACGUGAAGCUUCUUCAAAGCAUAGGAAGUCCGUUCACUGCUGUUUUACAUCUGCUAACUUCACUGAGAUGCUAUGGAAACAUUUUUUCAAAUGGUUUUAAUUUUGUCUGAACAUAAGGUCAUAUUUAAUAAUAAAUGAAUGGUAUGUGUGUCCACUUUUUGUCAUAUUUGCCUUUGUGUAUUAAGCAUGACGAUGGGAGAUGUUUGACAUUUUUCAGUUUCUUUGAAAGCUUCGAUACCAACUUGUGUUGAGUUCUUCAGGUAUUAAUCUUUAGGAAUCAGCAUCACUUGGUUUCCAAAUUACUGGAUAUUUAAAACACACAUGCUUUAAAUAAAACUUAAGUUGUGUCCACCUACAGAAGGCGUGCGAGAUGCAGGGACAAGGAAUCGCAACUUUAUUUUGUAUUUUUAAAGAGAUGGUUCAUGUUUGAAUGAGUUACGAUCACAUUCCAAUGUGUUUUAUGAACUAUGAUUUAAUAAAUGCUUUGUUUUCGUG
Micropterus dolomieu (smallmouth bass) is the source of this 1862-nucleotide messenger RNA. RefSeq names its product cytosolic thiouridylase subunit 1 homolog (S. pombe) (gene ctu1). The record is from RefSeq and is a predicted model, not a curated record. Gene Ontology annotation, molecular function: tRNA binding. The transcript has 3 exons. NCBI's taxonomy places the organism in Eukaryota, Metazoa, Chordata, Actinopteri, Centrarchiformes, Centrarchidae. The coding region runs from base 162 to 1193 and encodes 343 amino acids. Gene Ontology annotation, biological process: tRNA wobble position uridine thiolation. Gene Ontology annotation, cellular component: cytosolic tRNA wobble base thiouridylase complex; mitochondrion.